Messenger RNA from Aspergillus melleus, 498 nucleotides. Its product is annotated as transcription factor IIF subunit TFG2. The transcript has a single exon. The record is from RefSeq and is a predicted model, not a curated record. Gene Ontology annotation, biological process: transcription initiation at RNA polymerase II promoter. Bases 1 to 498 code for a protein of 165 amino acids. Lineage: Eukaryota; Fungi; Ascomycota; Eurotiomycetes; Eurotiales; Aspergillaceae.
AUGGGCCCUCCGAUCAAACAGGACCCCGAUGCCUCGACACCAUACAUCAAAGCCGACCCGGACGACAAAGAUGCCGUACUCGCCGACAUCGACGAUGAGGACAUUUACGACGACGACGGAGACUUAGAUUUCUCGAACGCUGCGCAGAACGUAUGGAUGUCGCGCAUUCCUCGGCCGCUGUGGGAGCAUUGGGCGAAACUCGACGAUGAUGAGGAGAUUCAGAUUGGGACGAUUCGGAUUGAGGGUCAGCCGAGUGAUAUAAAGCGGGUACGUCCAUGUUUCGUCUACGGUUGUUCUUAUGUAGUUGCGCAGUAUGGGGUUAACAAGUCGCCUUGCAGGUCAGUUUGCGCCUCAACGACCGCGAGGAUAACAAAGACGUUCCUAAGGACUAUCUCCUGCAACGACACACUCUCGAUACUGAUGCUUCGGUGCAUUCGACGAAGAACACCUAUGUUUUCACCGAGAAGGAGAUCCCCGGCCAGGAGAAUCGCACGGUAG